UUGUAAUAAAAUAAAAAAAAAUUCAUUAAAUUUUCAAACAAUGGAUGAUCCUUUAAAACCCAAAGCAGUGCCCUUGGCGGCCGAGACAGUUUUAUGGUUUGAAUUUCUCUUGGACCCCGAGUUAAUAACCAAGCAUUUGAAGAAAAUAAAACCGGAUCCCUCAGCAUUGGAACUAUUGUCGCAAUUUAUUUCCAUGGUGCCCGAUAAUGUGAUAAUACCACAAUUUGAUUUGACUAAUGCCGAUCCUACAGCUAUGCCGCUACCCACACCAUCAGUUGUGCCAGGUGUAGCCGUUAAUGUAGAAGCUAUACGUUUGACACGCAAACAAUUAGCUUUAAAAGUUUUGGCUCUGAAAGUGGCCACUUGGCUUAAGUGGAAUUUAGAUGUUUUUGAGAAAAAUCUACCCAUACCCAAACAAUUGUUUCUAUUAAGGGAUUUAUGUACCAUAAGUUUUGGCAAACGUGUGAUCAUACCAUUUACCAAUGAAUUUCAGCCCAAAAUAACUAAUGAGGGCAAUGAAAAGGCAGCCAAAUUUGCCUUAACCUUUUAUCAUCGCUGGGUAUUAAGACUGCAGAUCCUUAAAGAUAUAGCGGUCAAAGCCGCCAGGCCCUGUAUGGGUAAUAUGUUUGUACCCCUAGAGCCUAUGCAUCAGUUUUUUGCACCCGAAAUAAAUCCCCAAACUAGCAUAGAAUAUUUGCAAGAAUUGUGCAAAUCAGAUGAACCGUUUUAUGUCUUCUCCUAUGAGACCUUUAUACCGCCCCAUCCCAAUGACGAUGAUGUCAGUGUACCACAAAAAUUCGAUGCUAUGCUACAAAUAUCUUCCGCGGAACUGAGAACACAAAUCUGUUUUGAUUUGGUUAAUUUCUAUUUGUACACCAAACAAUAUCUAUUGGCUAGAGCUGCGGUAAAUGAAUGUCGCUUUUAUUUGAACGCUACCAAGAAAGAAUAUAAAAUGUUAGGUAAAAUACCCUCACAAUUUGUAUUCUGUCAUGUCAACGAUGAUGAGUUGGAGGGAUAUCUGUUGGCGUGCGGCGUAAGUGCCCAGUCACAGACAUUAACCGAACGUUUCAAUAUGUCUCAAUUGACACAAUAUAAGGACAUCAUCGAUAUUUUAAAAUUAGACAAUCGCACACGUGAAAUACCUUUGGUCAAUAGACGUAUUUUGGAACUGGACAUUGAGGGUGCUAUAUCGCAGGGCAUUUUAAAGGAAACCAAACAAUUGGAAAUGCAAGUAUCCGCUCUUAAUUUGGUGCGCAGUAAAUUUGAAGUGGGCAAUAUUUUUGCCAGUAGUGAUUAUUUUGAAAAAUAUUCACAAUUAAAUUGUUUUGUAGCAUUAGUGGAGGGCAUAAUGGAUGUUUUACCUUACUGUUCGCUCAGUGAACGUAACUUGCUAAAGCAAUUUAUAAUUGAUUGUAUUGUCAAGCAUAAAAAUAAACAGUGGUUGCAGGAUAUUAUGCAUUUGAAUAUCUGUUCACCCAUGGAGCUUAAAGAUUUAUUGCAACAAAUACAAGAGGAAGAAUUGCCCCAGCCCACUUUGGCUUUAUUAAAUGAGUGGAAAUUUAAUUCGAAAAUGCCGCGUAUUGAAAUUGGUUCUUUGGAAAGGCAACUCAUAUCCUGUACUAAUGCUAAUACUGUUCGCAAGCUUUUGGUUAAAUUGGCAGCCACCAAUCCUGCUAAACCAUUGUGGACUGUGAAUCCUAGCUGGGAAAUAUCCACGCCCAUUAAGUCUGUGUUAAUGUCCAUGCAAAGAGGUUUUCUGCAGGAUUUUGCCUAUGUUUUGUUGGGUAAAGCUCGAGAAUUGACAGCAAAAGGAAAUUAUGAAGCGGCUGUUUCCAUGUUAAGCAUUUUGAAAUCGGAAACCCAAAGACCGGAACUAUCAAAUGCUACAAUUAUUUCCAAAUUGGGUAAAUUGGUUAAUUGGGAAAUUUUACUUAUACAAAUUACCCAAUGUUUGGAUGAAUGGAAUAAUAAAACCUUGGAUCUACAAUCACUGGGCAAUCGUUGUAAACAAUGUUUACAAUCUUUACAAACUAAUGACAAUAUUAUACCGCGCAUAGAAAUAAUUGAGAGCUGUGCUUUAAUGCUAUUAAAUCUUAAUGAUUGGAAUGCUAUAAUGUUGUUGGACAAAAGACUGCCACAAUUAGAACUGCCCAUAGCUUUUGCUGCUACCUUUUUAGAUAUGGAAAAAAUGAAAGGACCCAAAAAGAUAUGCCGCGAUGCCUGGGACUUGGUUUUGUCCAUGUUUCUUAACACUUCUAAAAGAGGCAGCAGUACAAGCGGUGGUUCUGGCAGUGGUGGCGGCAGUUCACGCAAUUCACCCUGUUUAGCGGUGUCCACUGGCUUACAUCCCUUUUUAAAACGUAUACGCCAUCAAAUGUUAUUCAAUUUGGCCAUUUCCAUGUUGGGUAAAAUACAUAAUAUUUUAAAAGAUGACUCCAAACAUGAUUUAAAUGGCGAAUAUAUGCAAUUAUGGCCAACCGUUAUAAGCAAUCCUAUUGGUUAUAGCAUUCGAUCGGUUUGUGAAACAUUACAUUGGCUACUUACCGAGGCUUUGAAAUACUAUCCGCAAACAAUACCAUGGCUGAAAAUGAAGGGUGAUCUUGAAUUGGCUAUUGGUAAUAAUGAAGCUGCUAUGCGUUGUUACGUCAAUGCUUUAGUAACUGGCACUGACUAUUGUAAUAUUCCGCUACAACGUAAUGUGGCUGAUGAUUAUAUCAUACGCAAAAUGAUUAGAUGUUCUUCCAAUUUGGGUUGUCAUAUGCAAGCAACAAUUUUAUGUCAGUUCUUGGAAGAGAUCGAUUAUGGCAUUGUAUUUAAAAAUCUCACCGAAAAAUGUUCAAAUUUUACGGAUGCUAUGGAUGCCUACUAUAAUUGUAUAUGGGAUACUACACUACUGGAAUUCAUUAUCAAUUUACAUGCUAAAAAGGGUGAACAUAGCAGAAAACUCGAAGCUAUCUCUAUCAUGGGCACUUUGGAAUUGAAUGCCAAUAAUAAUGAUGAAAUCAAACGUGAGGCUGCUUCUAUUAGGAAAUCGCGCUUCCUCAGAGCCAUGGCCAAGCAGUAUUUACUUUAAAACACAAAUUUAUUCAUUUUUUUUCUUUUUUUCAUUUAAUAACAAUAGCAUUUAAGUAAAAAUUAUGAUUGCAAAAAAAAAACAGUAAUGCUGACAAAAUAAUAAAACCCCUUUUUGUAAAUUA
This is a messenger RNA of Calliphora vicina (urban bluebottle blowfly), 3197 nucleotides long. It is a transcript of the gene IntS8, whose product is annotated as integrator complex subunit 8. NCBI's taxonomy places the organism in Eukaryota, Metazoa, Arthropoda, Insecta, Diptera, Calliphoridae. Gene Ontology annotation, cellular component: integrator complex. The record is from RefSeq and is a predicted model, not a curated record. Gene Ontology annotation, biological process: snRNA 3'-end processing. Bases 41 to 3073 code for a protein of 1010 amino acids. The transcript has 12 exons.